Fusarium oxysporum Fo47 is the source of this 3414-nucleotide messenger RNA. RefSeq lists its product as uncharacterized. Gene Ontology annotation, cellular component: MutLalpha complex. The record is from RefSeq and is a predicted model, not a curated record. Gene Ontology annotation, biological process: mismatch repair. The transcript is spliced from 10 exons. Gene Ontology annotation, molecular function: ATP binding; mismatched DNA binding; ATP hydrolysis activity. Bases 133 to 3414 code for a protein of 1093 amino acids. Lineage: Eukaryota; Fungi; Ascomycota; Sordariomycetes; Hypocreales; Nectriaceae.
AUAACCCACCAGCAUAAUAUCCACAUGAUCCGUGUUAGUCUCUCGGGCAACCAGAUGCUGUGUCUUAAUCCAGCAUAAACUAUCUGGGAAGUUCAUAUCUCAAUUCCAUCUUCAAGCCAUCUCAUCAUCACAAUGUCAAUAUCUGUGUUGCCACCAUCUUUAGCACACCUCCUACGGUCCUCGUCUUCGCUUCCAGACCCUCUCUCAAUGGUCAAGGAGCUUGUUGAUAAUAGUAUUGACGCGGGUGCUACAUCUAUCGAAAUCACGGUUGCUCCCAACACCGUCGACAAAGUCCAAGUCCGAGACAAUGGUUGUGGGAUACAGGUGGACGACUACAAGUCAUUGGGGCGUCGGUCUCAUACGAGUAAGCUCCGAAACUUCGACGAACUUCAUUUGAAAGGCGGCAAGACACUUGGUUUUCGUGGCGAGGCUCUUGCUAGUGCCAAUUAUCUGGCUACAAUCAAAAUCACAACUCGAACAGCUCAGGAUCCCAUUGCAUCACUACUUCUCUUAAACACAAAAUCAGGCGGAAUUAGCAGACAACAGCCUGUUUCCGCUCCUGUCGGAACAACUGUCCAAGCUUUGAAUUUGUUUCAGAACCUUCCUGUUCGGAAACAAAAUGCUAUCAAAGUGAGCCGAAAGACCCUGGCAGAUAUCAGACGACUCCUGGAGCGUUAUGCGAUCGCACUUCCACACAUCAGACUCUCAUUCAAAGUGCCUGGUAGCUCAAUCCAGCCGUGGGUUUACACACCAUGCUCAGCACCAAGCACGCGAGAGGCAAUCACACAAGUGUUUGGUCACGCUCUUACUACUCAGCUCGUGGCAGUGUCAUCGGACUCUCGCGCUGGAGCAACUUCAACCGAAGUACAGUCGAAAAAUUUGAAAAUUGUAGCCUCCUUACCCAAGCCUGACUCUGAUGCCAAUAUCAUCAAGGGGAAGGGAGCUUUCAUCUCGGUCGACUCACGACCCAUUUCAUCGUCCAAAAGCACGGGAAAGAAGCUAGUUUCUAUUUUCAGAUCGAGUAUUUCCGCAGUCCUAAACUCACCCGAGAACUCGCGAGCACCCUCCAAUGCAUUUAUGCAACUUAGCAUUCAGUGUUCACCUGGAUCAUACGACCCCAAUGUGACGCCUUCGAAAGAUGAACUUCUUUUCGUGGAUGAACCAGCCGUCCUAAGUUGCUUCCAGAAUCUCUGUGAUUCCGUUUACACCCAAAAACUUUUGGGUGACAAAGAACUUCAACACAAGUUGGUGGCGCUGGAGAAUAGCCUAUCACUUCUGCCAUGGGCUUCGAAGACGGUUGAGCCAAGACGAAGAGAUGGAGCACGUCUUGAUAGUAUGGAAAAGGAACUCUUGUUGACCGACCAAGAACUUGUCGGUUCUCUUAACGAUAAGCCUGAGAGAGUUCUUGGUGGUACUGGCGUAUUUGGAAGUGGCGAAAGGGCUUCUCCCGCUGCUUUCACUGUUCCCACUUCGCCCAAGAAAAGCUCACGAUCUGGAAACCUGGACGAGACGAGGGGUCCUAAGAAAGCCCAACCAGUUCAGGAGAUGAUGAGGACACGAUUAACUGUCAAUCUUUCACGGAGGGAAACCGCUUCGACCGACCUGGACGGCAAAGAAGGACUAAUUCCUGUGCAUGUUACACCUCGACGAGCUGCCACUCCUCCUGUCCGAGAUGAAUUGCAAUCAAACUCUCGACGUCGAGGAUUGACUCUAAACCGUCGUUUUGGCAACAUCGAUGACUAUUUUCGCUCAUCAAGGGAUGAGCCGAUCCAAAUCGCAACAGAUGAGACUGCCACGCCCGAAAUACCUCAUACAAGGAGCUAUCUGACGAGUGUCUCUCAUAAUCGACGCCUUCCACUGAAGGAACUGUCAGAAUCACUCCUCAACCUGUUCCGUGAAUAUGAGGAAGAAGACUACGAAGACGAAAGUGAUGACGAGUCCUCAUUCAACCUUCCAUUUGCUGGGCCCAAUGCCGUUCCAUCUCCCCGCACAUCUCCACGUCGUGAGGCUCCUUCUUUCUCAAGCCAGCCUUUCAGGCCUCUCUUAGGGCAGCAGUCAAUCCGCAAUUCAAUGCCAGACUUGCAAUUAACACUGCCGGCAAAUUUACAAACGCCGCCAUCAUCAGACCCUACUGUUGCCCAUAACUCAACUCGUCGUGAUUCUCGUCGACAAUCCACCAACAAUAUCUUGGCCAGAGCCCAGAGGUCUUCUCGGGGUAGUGUGGUACCGUCAGUCAACAGACGAAGCGGUGACGAGUUGAGACAAAGCCGCUUGCUCCUUGGAAGUGGUCCCACUGCAUCCCAAGGCAGACGUCGGUCGGACCAAGUUUGCCCUGGAGAAUCCUCCUCUCAGGCCUAUGCGCAAUCUUGGUUGUCCGAUCAAGUACCACACAAUCAUCUAAGCUCUUGCGGAGGCAUGAGGGAUUCUGAACGAAGUCAAACCCAAGGUAACAAGCAGUGGUCGCACUCUCUACAGGUGUUACUUCAGAGAACACCACCACCACCACCACCACCACCACCACAAGCCACAGGGUCGGACGAAGAAGCUACUGGUGAAUACAGCCCAGCACCGCUAGAUCAUAUCCAUGACCAGCACAAUGAGGGAUUCUACUCAAGAUCAUUCAAGCGACAGCGACGCUGUUCAAGCGUUUCAACUUCAGAAAGCGCAGAAUUGGAUUCCAGACGCCUUCUCAUGAAGCGACAGCGUAUUCAUGCAAACGGAGGGAGAUUGAAACGCAUUGCGUCGACAAAACUUCCACUUGAAAUAAUAUCGCAAAACGAUUCCACAGUGAACCUUUCGGUCAAGGUCGAGGUUCAAAUGUGCGAGCUACAAGCUGCUGCUCUUGAGUUCACGAACUCUGGUCGAGCUACGAAGCCAGACCUGGCCCUGCAGUUCAAGAACAUGGACGAGGUUGAAGUGGUUGACAGGCGAUUGAGGCGAGUUACGGAGUCGUGGCUGAAAGGAAACCCAUCUGUCACGGGAAAUUGGGGAAAGGGAGGAGCGCUUGCUUGCGGAGAUUGCUUAGACGUUGGGCUGCUGGGCUGCUGGGCUGCUGGGCUAGAUGGUCAGCCUGCAGAAGUUGAUCCUGAAACGCCACAGGAAGAUGUCGGGUAUAUCGAUGGAUGGGGGGCCUUUGAAGCGAAGUGGAGGUUGAUGGGGACCUCAAAACCAGAUUCCAGGCAACAAAGAGGGAAGGAAUCGGCAGCAAUUGAGGGACAAGGGUUGGCCAGAGCAAAGGUCAAGAUGGGAACGGGAAUACCCACGCUGACCCAACUCCCGCUCGUAUCUGCGCUGUGCUCCACGGAGCGAAGAUUCGAUGUGGUGAUGACUAACAGCUCAGCUCAUCACAGACCCAUCCCGCAUUCAGAUAUCGAGACCUCAGCUGCUGGGAAGAAGAGACUGUGUCCGACGUGA